Molecule: messenger RNA, 1302 nt
Organism: Myodes glareolus (Bank vole)
Lineage: Eukaryota; Metazoa; Chordata; Mammalia; Rodentia; Cricetidae
Gene: Qdpr
Product: quinoid dihydropteridine reductase
Biological process (GO): L-phenylalanine catabolic process; tetrahydrobiopterin biosynthetic process
Cellular component (GO): cytoplasm
Molecular function (GO): 6,7-dihydropteridine reductase activity; NADH binding; NADPH binding
Source: RefSeq, a predicted model, not a curated record
CCGCGUUGGGUAGAGGCGGCCACAGCAGAGCGUUCAGCUUGUUAUUCCGUACCGCGGGAGCCUAUCGGGAGCAGGAUGGCGGCUUCGGGAGAGGCGCGCCGGGUGCUGGUGUACGGCGGCAGGGGCGCUUUGGGCUCGCGCUGCGUACAGGCCUUCCGAGCCCGCAACUGGUGGGUCGCCAGCAUCGACGUGGUGGAGAACGAGGAGGCCAGCGCCAGUGUCAUCGUUAAAAUGACAGACUCGUUUACAGAGCAGGCUGACCAGGUCACUGCUGAGGUUGGAAAGCUCCUAGGUGAUCAGAAGGUGGACGCGAUUCUCUGUGUGGCUGGAGGAUGGGCUGGGGGCAAUGCCAAAUCCAAGUCACUCUUUAAAAACUGUGACUUGAUGUGGAAGCAAAGUAUGUGGACGUCCACCAUCUCCAGCCACUUGGCCACAAAGCACCUGAAGGAAGGAGGCCUCUUGACCCUGGCUGGGGCCAAAGCUGCCUUGGAUGGGACUCCUGGGAUGAUCGGCUACGGCAUGGCCAAGGGCGCCGUCCAUCAGCUCUGCCAGAGCCUUGCCGGGAAGAACAGUGGCAUGCCACCCGGGGCUGCUGCCAUUGCUGUGCUCCCGGUUACCCUGGAUACUCCGAUGAACAGGAAAUCAAUGCCCGAGGCGGACUUCAGCUCCUGGACACCCUUAGAGUUCCUGGUUGAAACAUUCCAUGACUGGAUCACUGGGAAUAAGCGGCCGAACUCAGGAAGCCUAAUCCAGGUGGUAACCACAGAAGGGAAGACAGAGCUUACACCAGCGUACUUUUAAACCUCAUCUCAGUGCCUGGGAGGGCCCUCCCGAAACAUCACUAACCUGGGUGUGGCCGCAUCUGGCCCCAUGUUUUCUGUAUUCAGUCCUGUUUGUCUCCUACAUAGUGUUCCUUUGCUGUCCUGGGACAGCGUGGUUAUGAGAAAUGAGCAGAGAGGACUGUAAGUAGCAGUACCAGUGCUGAGGCCUUGGGAGGUGUGUGCGCAGCUUACAUCACGGCAUCCUGGAUGGCAUUGGAGAUCCUUGAUAGUCCUCUCGUUUGUUGGCAUUUGGGGUGCUUUGAAGUCCAGUCUAUUUUUGAAUUCCAUGUUGGUGCCAUAGAUGUGAUUUUUGUGACCUGAAACUGAACUGCCUUGAAAAUUCUUUUGUGAUGUAAGCAAACCCAAUGGGCUCUGUCAUGAUGUCCUUUUGUGUCCCAGCCUAAGCUAAGUAUGCAGAAGAACCACUUUUGCAUGUUUGGUGUGUAUUUCCUAAUAAACACACUUCAUGUCUUGUGUUGUC